GUCGCAUUCGCACAAAUAACAUGGAGGCAUCGCUGUAGAAACUGACUUGAGCGUAUUUGUCUUUGUUUACGUGUUGAAUUAAUGAAAGCAGAAAACGGUGGUUAUAACAAGUGCACAAAGAAACAUCCUUCUUUGGGUUAUGAGAUUUCUACAAAGACAUUCUUACAGAGUUACUACGGAAAGCUAAAAUUUGUGAAAUGAAUAACGGAGACGUCGGGGGGUCCAGAGGCAGAGGCCGCGGUUGGCAGCAGCCGGAAAACCAGCCUCGGGAGCUUCGGCGCCCGAAGAUUGUCGGCGAGGAUGCUAAAGUGGAAGCGCCCAAGUCGAACCUGUCUGCGGAGGCGAAGGAAUGGUACCCACCAAACUACACCCCGCAGACAUAUGCGGCUGACCCAGCCCCGUAUAGGCCCCAGAGGUUCUCCGUGCAGGACCGCCUGCGGCAGGCGCAAGAUCAGAACCCGUACAACUUUGACAGCAUGUCCUACUCGCUCGAGGAAGCUGAGAACAUGGAUUUGAGGGAGAACAUCGGCAACCUGAUAACAGUGAUGUGCGAGAUAACCUUCGACCCGGGCAAGUUCGACACCCUGUGCGGGCCGCUGGUCGACUCGUUCGCGUCCAUGCUGCAUGAGCGCAGCUACACGAGGGCGCUCAUCGACGCCAUCGUCAACCAGUCGAUUGGCGAGCCCAACUUCCGCUACAACGGCGCUCGCCUCUGUUCCAUGUACGAUUCCGUUGCCCCGCCCGAGGAGUCCACUUUCCGCGCCUGUCUCCUCGAGCGGUGCUCCGCCGAGGAAAACAAGAUCAUCACCGGUCUCGAGGGUUCUGAAGAGAAUGUUCGCGGCUUCGCCAUGUUUCUGGCUGAGAUCUAUACGCAAUUAGAAGACAGCCAGAUCUGUCUGUUUGAAUGGUGCUCCACUGAGGAAAAUAAGAUCAUCACCGGUCUCGAGGGUUCUGAAGAGAAUGUUCGCGGCUUCGCCAUGUUUCUGGCUGAGAUCUAUACGCAAUUAGAAGACAGCCAGGGAGGGCGUAUCCGAUCGCUAGGCGAGAGCCUAUGCAAGGUGCUGCUACACCUUCUCGACACCGACAACGAACCCAACAUCAAGUCCGUUUGCCAGCUGCUGAAGCUUUCAGGCAUCGCUCUGGACGCGGAUUGCCCGGGCGGCAUGCACGCCAUGUUCGAGCGGCUGAAGCGACGCGCCGCGCUGCCCGCCGUGCGCGCCGUGCUAGCCCUGCGCCAGGGCCGCUGGGGGCUGGCCGAGCCCACACGAGGUCGUGUUGGUACAGUGAGUAACGGCGACGGCGCGGGCGCGGGCGACGGCGGCUACCUCGCCGACGGGCACUCGCUCACGGCCGAGGAGUGCGCCUUCCUGCAGAGCAACCUGCCGCCCAAGUCUGCCGCUCUAGAGGAGGACAUACUCGAGGAACUGGAGAAUGAAGCCUGGGACACCGGCAUGGACGCCGAGAUGCAAGCCGGCUUCCUCGAGUUCCUCAAAAUGUCCAACCAGAUCAACCGAUAACCUAGGUCCAGUGGCCGGGCUAAAAAAAAAUAUAAAACACAAAACUAUAAAAAGAUUUAUCCCUAGAGCGACCAACUUUGUAAUCACUCUAGAAGGAAACGGUUUCGAUGUUUUGACAUACUUUGCGAGAUUAAAUGUUUACCGUUAGUUCCAUUUUUAGUGGGCAGUGUGGUUGAAAUUCUUAUAUAGCCGGGUCGAAACAGGACGAGGGCUGACGCGAGACAAUGUGCUCGCGCGGCAAAUGUUCAAUGUAGACGUGCCUCAGCCGAGGCAGGUUGGUCUUAAACUGGCGGGCUGCCUCAACCGAGGCAGGUCUACAAUGAACGUUUGCCGCCCGACCACAUUGCCUCACGUCGUGCCUGGCUCUGUCUGUACCCGGCUAAUUGCGAAAAAAAAAUGUAAGGUAAGGUGAGGUAAGACUAACGUAGUUUAUUU
Messenger RNA from Leguminivora glycinivorella, 1952 nucleotides. RefSeq names its product polyadenylate-binding protein-interacting protein 1 (gene Paip1). Bases 198 to 1517 code for a protein of 439 amino acids. NCBI's taxonomy places the organism in Eukaryota, Metazoa, Arthropoda, Insecta, Lepidoptera, Tortricidae. Gene Ontology annotation, molecular function: RNA binding; protein binding; translation activator activity. The record is from RefSeq and is a predicted model, not a curated record. Gene Ontology annotation, biological process: regulation of translational initiation. The transcript has 9 exons.